AUGGCCCAACUACCUCGCUGCAUACCGGAGGGCCCGGAGAAAGCUUCAUCCAAUUCAGAGACGAGCAGCACCGAGCAGCAAUUGGAGAAAGGAACAGCCCAUCGAAUCCAUUCAGCCGUUCCCCCAGAGAGCAUCGAUGACUCUGCCGUUACGAAAUAUCCCGAAGGAGGCUGGAGCGCCUGGGGAGUGGUACUAGGGAGCUGGAUGGCCCUGUUUGGGUCUAUGUCUUUUAUGAACAGCAUAGGAACAUUCCAGACAUACCUCCUGCGAAACCAGCUCAGCAACUACAGUCCCGAAGCCGUGGGCUGGAUCUUUGGCGUUUACAAUGGUUUGACAUUUCUUCUCGGUAUCCAGGCGGGACCCAUCUUCGAUGCGAGGGGUCCCCGUGAACUGAUAUGCUGCGGAGGAAUUUUGACAAUUCUCUACCUAAUGCUGCUAGGCACAUGUACAGAGUACUGGCAUUUCAUGCUCGUGUAUGGUGUCUUAGGCGGCAUCAGUCUCUCACUCAUCUUUGGUCCGGCUAUUGCCAUCGUCGCCCACUAUUUCAGCGCUAGGCGUGGAUUUGCGACCGGAAUUGCAUCCUCUGGGGGCGCUGUCGGUGGUGUUGUCUUUCCCUUGAUGCUCCAGAGGCUAUUUGAUACGGUUGGGUUUGCUUGGGCAACCCGGAUCGCGGGCUUUGUGUGUAUUGUCACUUUUGUCCUUGCGGCUAUCCUCAUUCGCCCUCGCUUCCCCCAAAGCCAUUGA
Messenger RNA from Penicillium mononematosum, 744 nucleotides. RefSeq lists its product as uncharacterized. Gene Ontology annotation, biological process: transmembrane transport. The transcript has a single exon. Gene Ontology annotation, cellular component: fungal-type vacuole membrane. NCBI's taxonomy places the organism in Eukaryota, Fungi, Ascomycota, Eurotiomycetes, Eurotiales, Aspergillaceae. Bases 1 to 744 code for a protein of 247 amino acids. Gene Ontology annotation, molecular function: transmembrane transporter activity. The record is from RefSeq and is a predicted model, not a curated record.